CAAAGACGGCAUACUAGCCACCUUGGCUGAGUUCCCCCUGCUGUCAUUACCAAGGCCGUGGUCCGAUGUCUGAAGAAAAUGGCACUAAGUACCCUUGUCAACCCCCUUCUCGGCGACCGACUCGCAGCCCAUACAUCAGCCGACAUGUUUUGGGACAAGUGCCGCCCAUAUCUAUAAUCCCCGAGUUCUCUUUCCAAUUCUAUCCGAAUCAUCUUCAUGUUCCACUGAAGCUCUACGUUCUCGUCGUAACUUGCCUUUCUGUCUGAAGAAGGACCUUUCCAUCACUUACAACUAGAGGCACCCCUUGACAAGUUUAAGCAACAUGGCCACAAACGAGGACCAGAACAAGGCCCCAGUAGACCAAGUCGAACACGUACCAGCCCAUCAGGAAACCACAACCCACCGCCGCGAUGCCGCCGCAGAACUCCUGGGCAAAUCUGGCGCUUCGCCGGAGGACCGCGUCGUCGUCAUGCCCGCAGACAACGCCCGCGUCCUGCGCAAGAUUGACCUCGUCAUCCUGCCCUUGAUGCUCUUUGUCUACUUUCUCCAGGGCAUCGACAAGUCCACCCUCGCCUACGCCUCCGUUUUUGGUCUCAUCGAGGACACCGGGCUCGUCGGGGACCAGUACUCGUGGCUAGGGUCCGUCGUCUACCUCGCCCAGCUAGUGAUGCAGUUUCCGCUUGCAUGGUUGCUAGUCAAGUUGCCUGUUGGCAAGUUCACCAGUUGCAUGGUUGCCUUUUGGGGUAUCACCUUGUCUUGCAUGGCGGCAGCGCACAAUUUUGGUGGGCUUCUGACCGCGAGACUCUUUCUUGGGGCGUUCGAGUCUAGUGUUGCGCCUGCAUUUGUGGGAAUUACGCAGAUGUGGUGGCGACGACGUGAGCAGACGCUGAGAAUCAGCUAUUGGUACGCUAUGAAUGGCUUCACCAACAUGUUUGGCAGUCUCAUUACCUAUGGCCUGGGACACAUCUCUUCUCCCCUCAAGGAGUACCAGAUCAUCUUCAUCUUCUUCGGUAUCAUCACAGUGGUCUUUUCCAUCAUCAUGUUCCUCUAUAUGCCUGAUUCUCCAGUCGAGGCCAAGUUCCUCAACGACCAUGAUAAGCUGAUCGCCAUCGAACGUCUCCGCAUGAAUCAACAGGGUGUCAUGUCCCGCGAGUGGCGCUGGGAUCAUCUCAAGGAAAGCAUUGGUGAUAUCAAGACGUGGUGCUGGUUUUCUCUCGUCUUUUCCAUCUCGAUUCCCUCUGGAGGCAUCUCUACGUUCGGCCCUCUGAUCAUCAAGUCCUUUGGCUUCGACUCCUUCCAGACUAUUCUGUUCAACAUCCCCUUUGGUUUCGUCCAGCUCGUCGCCACUGUUGGCGGCUCUUGGAUCGCUACAAAGAUCCACAAGAAGGGCCCAGUCAUCGCUGGUCUUUGCAUUCCACCCAUCGCGGGCUGUGUCAUGUUGAUGGUCCUUCCCACCAGCGGUCAGCAGGCCGCACGUCUGGCGGGAUACUACCUCAUCUCUGUCUACCCAGGAAUUACACCCCUCAUCUACUCCUGGUCCGCUGCCAACACAGCCGGCGACACCAAGCGAAAGUGCACUUCCGCCGUUCUUUUCAUCGGCCAAUCCGUUGGCAACGUCGUCGGUCCCCUCCUCUACAAGCCCGCCGAGGCACCUAGGUACACCCGUGGUCUAACGUCCAACCUCGUGCUAUACUGCGUCAUCGUCGUUCUUGUCGUCCUCGUGAGCCUGUAUCUCGCCUUCCUCAACCGCUCGCAUAGCAAGCGCCGCGUGGCCAUGGGUAAAAGCGCUGUUAUUAUCGACACAAGUUUGUUUUCUGCCGCUGAGGCCGAGAAAGCUAAGCGAGAGCAAGCCGCGCAGGCUGCUGGGGAUAAUGGGCAUGAGAUGGCUGCGGCUGGGGAGGAGCAGGCUGAAGAGAACGUUGGUGCGAGGGCGUUUGACAAUUUAACGGAUUUGGAGAAUGAAGAAUUUGUGUUUGUAUUUUAGCAGCUUGUCUAUAGAAAGACCUUUUGAUACCGACGAAAUGACACUGUUCGCACAAAAGGAAUGUUGUUGCAGAUAGCGAACCACUCUUAGUAGGCAGUACUAACCUCACCCACAACUCCUUAUGGCGUUGUGGAUGAGGGCACCUCUAAAGAGGCUUCCGUCCAUAAACCACAUGG
Messenger RNA from Colletotrichum godetiae, 2160 nucleotides. Its product is annotated as major facilitator superfamily transporter. Gene Ontology annotation, molecular function: transmembrane transporter activity. NCBI's taxonomy places the organism in Eukaryota, Fungi, Ascomycota, Sordariomycetes, Glomerellales, Glomerellaceae. The coding region runs from base 323 to 1984 and encodes 553 amino acids. Gene Ontology annotation, cellular component: membrane. The record is from RefSeq and is a predicted model, not a curated record. The transcript is spliced from 5 exons. Gene Ontology annotation, biological process: transmembrane transport.